GUUGUGACGUUCUCGCGAUACGGUCCGUGCUUUCACUGAUAGCUUUUCCAACACAGGAAAAGCUGAGGCUUACUGAGUUCGGCGACAACAUAUUGUUGAAGACAUGAGUGUCAGACUUACUCCAGGGGCAAUUCAGGCCCUGAUUAGAGGCAUUGAUGUGAAAAAUCCCGUCCUACAGGUGCUGAAAAUGCGUAUGGUCCCUAAUAGCUCCGGUCCACCUCGGUUUCGGCUGAUGAUGAGUGACAGCCGACACACGUAUGCUUCUUUCCUGCUAGCCACACAGUUAAACUAUUUGAUUGAGGAGAACCUCCUGGAACCACACUGUGUGUGCAAGGUGAAGAGGACUAUUCCCAACAAGCUGGCAGAUGGCAGACUCGUGGUGGUUGUAAUGGAGAUGGAGAUACUGCAGUCUGCAAUGGAAGCAGGAGGGAUGAUUGGAGAACCCACUCCAUAUAAUGCAGAUGGUAAGACUCCAUCUCAGCAGGAUCCAGACUCUAGUACCUCUAUGCCAGCUUCCCCUCCACCUGCAGCAGUACCAGGGCCCUCCUUCAGCAACAACAACAGUAGCAGAGGAGGUCGUGCUGGAAUCUCAAUGAUGAAAGUUCCCCCCUUGAGUACUUCACCCAUGACAACUUCACCUAUGAAAACUUCACCUAUGAAAACUUCACCCAUGAAAACUUCACCCAUGAAAACUUCACCCAUGAAAACUUCUCCCAUGAAAGCUUCACCCUUCAAAGCUUCUCCUGGGAAAUUUUCACCCAUGAAGGCUACAAGCUCAUCUCCUGGUUCUUCAACAAAAGUGAUUCCUAUUUCUCAACUGAACCCAUAUCAAAGCAAGUGGACCAUCAGAGCCAGAGUCACCAACAAAUCAAACAUCCGCAACUGGAGUAACUCCAAGGGAGAGGGCAAGCUCUUUUCAUUUGAGAUAGUGGAUGAGAGUGGAGAAAUCAGAAUCACAGCCUUUAAUAAGGAAGUGGACAAGUUUUACUCUCUAGUGGAGCAAGGCAAGGUGUACUACAUCACCAAGGCAACUCUAAAGGUGGCCAACAAACAGUACUGCACACUGAAUAACGACUAUGAGAUGACCCUCCAUGCCAACUCAUCCAUUGUGCCAUGUGAUGACAGUCAGGGCGUCCCUGCAUUGCACUGUGACUUUGUGUCCAUUGCAGAGCUGGAGAACAGAGAUAACAACGACAUUGUUGAUGUGAUUGGAGUGUGCAAGAGUGCGGAGGAUGUGUCCCGUAUCACCACUAAGAGCAGCAGAGAAGUCUCCAAGAGGGCCCUCAGCUUAAUAGACACAACUGGCAAAGUGGUGACAGCCACAUUGUGGGGAGAGGAGGCUGAGAAGUUUGACGGCUCGGGGCAGCCAGUGGUCGCAAUCAAAGGAGCUCGCUUGUCUGAUUUUGGAGGCAGAUCUCUCUCUGUUUUGUUCAGUUCCACAGUCAUGGUCAACCCAGACAUACCCGAGGCCUUUAGACUGAGGGGCUGGUUUGACCAAGAAGGCCAUAAGCUCAACAGCCAAUCCCUGACAGAGACCAGGUCAUCAGGCAGUGGAGCAAAGAUAAACUGGAAAUCACUGAGUGACAUUAAAGAUGAGCACAUGGGACAUGGAGAGAAGGCGGAUUAUUUCAGCUGCGUGGCGACGGUGGUGUACAUUCGUAAGGAGAACUGUCUGUACCAGGCCUGUCCAUCUGAUGGCUGCAACAAGAAGGUCAUAGACCAGCAGAACGGAUUUUACCACUGCGAAAAGUGUAACAGAGAGUUCCCCAACUUCAAAUACAGACUCCUCCUUUCUGCCAACUUGGCAGACUUCGGGGAUAACCAGUGGGUGACAUGCUUCCAGGAGACAGCUGAGGUCCUGUUAGGUCACAGCGCAGAAAUGCUGGGACAGCUUAGAGACACAGACGAGGCUGCCUUUGAUGAAGUCUUUCAGAAAGCCAACUACACAACUCACGUCUUCAAAAACAAAGUCAAGUUGGAGACGUACAACGAUGAGGUUCGAUUGAAGGUAACUGUACUGGAAGUCCAACCCAUUGCCCACCGGGAAUACAGCAGGAGACUCAUCAGCAACAUCCACAAGCUGGCCGGAUAAACUCGUCCCAGUCAUCCAACAGCUGCCUGCUGAUUAAACCCGUCUUCCGCUGAUCUCUGACUGGCUUCAACUUUCUCCUCCAGUGAGAUAUCAGCAUAUCUAAGACAGCAGAUGGGUGGUCAGUGAUUCAUCACGUUUUAAAUGGCAGCCAAACAAACAAGAAAAAAACUAAGACUUGUUCAUUUUCUUCAACUGGCCUGUUGUAAAACACCAGAAUUUUAUUCUUUCUUUUAAUUUUAUAAUAGUUUAACCAAAACAUUGGAUAAAUUACUGUUUUGACAUUGUUUUCAUGUCUGUCAUGUCUCUCACAGAUGAGGUCAGUGAUAGCUGUUGUUUUAUUCAUGUGAUUCAUGUGUUGAGUUAAGGAUCAGUGACUGAUGCCCAGUGUUCCAUGUGUGAGAUGGAGAUGAGUCAGAUUUAUUUAAUUUUGUUUUAAAAAAGAAGGUGUGGGCAAUGUAGGUGGUAGCAGCUGUUUUAAUUUCUCAUUGUCUUAAACGUUUGUUAAACUUCUUUUCUGUUCAAAAUUUGAGAGAGUAGUUUUGUGCUGUGAGCAUCCAAAAUGUUUUACCAGAAAAGAUUGAUUAAAAAAACAC
This is a messenger RNA of Cheilinus undulatus (humphead wrasse), 2685 nucleotides long. Its product is annotated as replication protein A 70 kDa DNA-binding subunit-like. Gene Ontology annotation, molecular function: damaged DNA binding; single-stranded telomeric DNA binding. Gene Ontology annotation, cellular component: nucleus; DNA replication factor A complex. The coding region runs from base 104 to 2092 and encodes 662 amino acids. The record is from RefSeq and is a predicted model, not a curated record. Gene Ontology annotation, biological process: telomere maintenance via telomerase; DNA replication; meiotic cell cycle. Lineage: Eukaryota; Metazoa; Chordata; Actinopteri; Labriformes; Labridae. The transcript has 17 exons.